AUGAAUAUUGCCACCCGUGAAGAUGUGGUCACAGAGGUGGUUACAGAGGUGGCAGCAACCAACUCACCCGCCGGUACAGCGCCAGUUUAUCGUAUAGAAUUGCAGCCGCGACCACAUGUAUCGUUCGACGAAAGCGUCGUGGACAACGAACAUUUGGGUCGUAGGCGCUCGAACAAAUGCUGCAUAUUUCACAAGAAGAGGGAUUUCGAUGAAAGCUCUAGUGAUAGUAGCGACUCUGACGACUCACAAAGCGAAAGUGAAGCCCAUCAACAUUCACGUGACUGCAAGCAAAAGCGAUGGCUUAAUCCGAAGAAAACGAAGAAAAGUGCGUCAUUGCCGUCUUCUUCCAGUAAGGAAGAGAUGUCUACGCCCGAAAAACCGCCGAGUUCAAGACAUUCAAAUACAGUUGAGCCUUGUAAGGGGAUUAAAAAGUAG
Molecule: messenger RNA, 435 nt
Organism: Plasmopara halstedii
Lineage: Eukaryota; Oomycota; Peronosporomycetes; Peronosporales; Peronosporaceae
Exons: 2
Coding region: 1-435 (144 amino acids)
Cellular component (GO): nucleus
Molecular function (GO): protein serine/threonine phosphatase inhibitor activity; protein phosphatase 1 binding
Source: RefSeq, a predicted model, not a curated record